AGCAAACAGUCCUUUAUUCCACUAAUGUUUAAUGAAACGCAUUGUUUGCAAUGAAAAUGUAUUCAAAACGUUCAUUUACGAAUUGUCUCCGGUAUCAUACAAACGUGCAAUUACUGGACAAAGAAUUGAUAGCGCAUUUCACGGUACAUGCUAUAGGCGUACGCGCAUUCAUUCGCGCGCUGUGUCCAAACGCGCACGCGUAUCGGGACGAUGAUGCUCGCCGGAGCAGAGAUUGUUAAUGACGGUAGUGUGUCUUAUAAAAAUGAGGCAGAGGGGAACGUGGCAAUAUCCCUGCCUCAUCCAGAAGUCCAGGAGGCGAAUACUUCUAGAAAGCUAAACUCGCCACUAAGGGAAACAGUUGAUAUGCACUUUUCGAAUAUUACAUGCACUGUCAGCUUAGGAUUCAAUAAAGGCCACAAACAAAUUCUGCAUGGUGUCCACGGGAGGUUCAGGCCACGGCAACUGAUCGCCAUCAUGGGCCCAUCUGGUGCCGGCAAGUCGACGUUACUGGACAUCCUCUCAGGCUACCGCAUCUCCAGGGUGGGAGGCGCAGUCUUCAUCAAUGGACGAGGCAGAAUUAUGAAGAACUUUAAGAAGAUGUCGUGCUACAUUCAGCAGGACGACAGAUUGCAGGGUUUGCUGACAGUCGGAGAGAAUAUGGCGCUCGCUGCUGACCUCAAAUUAUCCACAGACAAAGACAAAUAUGAGAAAGGAGAAGUUAUAGAAGAGAUUCUUACCAAUCUGGGAUUAUAUGAGCAUAUCAAUACACGGGGGGCUCAGCUGUCAGGCGGGCAGAGGAAGAGGCUCUCCAUUGCUCUCGAGUUGAUCAGCAACCCUCUCAUCAUGUUCCUCGAUGAACCUACCACUGGAUUGGACAGCUCGUCUUGUUCACAAGUGGUGCAACUGUGCCGUACACUGGCACAUCAAGGGCGCACUAUAGUGUGUACAGUCCACCAGCCUUCUGCGUCACUGUUCGCUAUGUUCGACCAGGUUUACAUUUUGGCGGCUGGCCAGUGUCUCUACCAAGGUACAACGAAGAAUUUAGUGCCAUACUUGGAGCAAGCUGGAGUACCAUGUCCGAUAUAUCACAACCCGGCUGAUUACGUUAUUGAACUGGCUUGUGGAGAAUAUGGCGAUGAUAAAAUCCAAAUCUUAACUUCUAAAGCUGAAAACGGCAGAUCUCUUGAUUUCUUUGAAAACCCACAAACUAUUCCAACAAUGGAGGCUUUGAGGAAACAAUAUCCACUUAGUAUACUGAGGGAACAAGAUACUGGUCCUGGGAUGGAGGAGACGUCACAAUCCAACCAGAGGUCCGUGCUUAUAAGGAGGGGAUUCUUAAAAGCCAAACGCGAUUCUACGAUGACCCACCUUCGAUUGAUAGUGAACGUGGUGGUGGGAAUUAUGCUGGGCAUGCUGUUCAUUGACGCUGGCAACGAGGGCUCCAGGGUUUUAGAAAAUUACAACCUGUUGUUCGCCAUAUUGAUGCACCACAUGAUGUCACCGAUGAUGCUGACUAUUCUCACCUUUCCGUCAGAGAUGUCAAUUUUAUCCAAAGAACACUUCAACAGGUGGUAUUCACUUGGAUCGUAUUACAUAUCAAUAACAAUUGUGGAUCUACCAAUAUCGAUCGUGUCGUGCUUGAUAUUCAGCGUGAUAGUGUACACGAUGUCUGCACAACCAUUGGAUAUAGUGCGUUUCUGCAUGUUCUUCGCCAUCUCGUUAUACACGGUGCUGGUCGCGCAGAGCUUCGGCCUCAUGAUCGGUGCCGCAUUCAACGUUGUCAAUGGCACAUUCCUCGGUCCGACGUUAUCAGUGCCGAUGAUGAUGUUCGCCGGCUUCGGCGUGACGCUGCGUGAUCUGCCGUCGUACUUGUACUGGGGCUCGUACGUUUCGUACUUGCGGUACGGCCUAGAGGGGUUUAUAGGCGCCAUCUACGGACUGGAGCGACCCAUCCUAGACUGCAACCAGGCGCCCUACUGUCACUACAAACAUCCGCGGCAGUUCCUGACGGAGGUAUCGAUGUCACCAGACAUGUUUUGGUGGGACGUGCUCGCCCUCACCGUAUUCGUACUAGUGCUCAGGGUUGCCGCAUUCUUGUUGCUCAAAUGGAAACUCAACGCAGUACGAUAGGCAUAAAAUGCAUUCCUAAAUACAUUUUUUACUUGUUUUACUGUAAUUGGGUGGAUUAAUGGACUGAUUUUGGGACUAAUCAGGUCCAAGAUGUAGCCAAAGAGAUUUUUAUUGUUGUGUGAUUUUAAAAUUUAACCUAGCUUCUUGCUGAAUGUGAUUUAGGAAAAACUAAAUUUUUGUAUUGUAAACUUCCUCUCCAUUACGCACAUUCCUGAAUUCAAAUCUGAAUUCAAAAUUCUGCUGUGAGCUAAAAAAACAUAAGGGAAUAUUUUCUGUAACUAUACUGUGAUAGAUUUCCUUACGAUGUGGAUAGAAAUUAUAGUUAUUUUUUUUUAUAUUUAAAGAUGUGAUUUUUUAGUCAAUUUUUUUAUAUACCAGUUCAAAACUCAAAAUGUGUAAGGGUCGGUGCAUAUCUUACAGAAAAUCCAACAAAUAAUUCACGGAAUACUCCCCCCGCUUCAACCAAAUCACGUGUAUUUUUACCUACAAAAAAAUCUUAAUAUUCGAGUCACACGUGAUUAAUGGACGGACCCUAACCCUUUAAAUCGAGUAAUUGAUCGAUAGUUACUAUGAUAUAAUACGAUUGAAAUACCUGACAAUGACUACGUAGAUAUUUCAACGUAUUGUAAUAGUAAUUUAAAUAUUAUUUAAACGAAUUCUUUCAGUAACUCUCAUGUCUCAUAAGGUUGCCAUCCCCGGGAGUGUUUUUCAAAUUCAACCUUGAAAUCUUGCACUCUUGCAUGUUUUUGUCACAAAAUCUUGGACAUAUAUCUUCCGUUAUUUAUGUGCCGACCUUAAUUAUUGGCUAUUUGACUCAAUAGCUCAUUCUUCUUUUGAUUUAAAGAUUAUAAUUAUAUGUUGAAACAAUUAGUCUAUCUACUUUGGUCCUUUGUGUUAGAAACUUGAUUAGGACUAACAUACGGUUUCUGGAAUUUAAAGUUAAGCAGAGCUCAAAGUGUACUUAAACGUCACUUGAACAUGUUUUCGUUUCUCAUUUUAGUUUUUUCAAUGAUCAGUUGAUAGUAGUUUCAUAAAACUAGUACUUUUUGCCUUGUGAAACGUAAAAACAACUUAAGUUAUUGAGAAUAUUCAGUUGAGAAUUUGUACUUUUCUCAAUUCAGAAACCGGCCGUAUGAGAGAUUGAGUCGAUUUUUUGAUUAAACAAGUGAAAACGGAUAAUACUUUGAGUGGGUCGUCAAAUAUUUCUUUUUAGAUAUAUAACUUACCCCUUAAAAUAUAUUGUCCUAUGAUUAUGUUGACAGGUCAUCAAAUAUUUCUUUUUGGAUAUAUAACUUACCCCUUAAUAUAAAUUGACCUGUGAUUAUGUUGACAAUACCGAGAUAUUUUUAGAAUAUGAAUUUUACAAAACCCAUGUCAUACGAUGAAUACUAAAAAUAAUAUUGUGUUUUUGUUAUUAUGAAUGUUAUCGACAUAAAAAGUUAUUUAUAAAAUUUGGUACAAACAACCUGUUUGGUUGAAUAUGGAUUUAUAAUUACGAUGUCAUUUAUAAGAGUAAUUAGCACUUAUCGUAGUAUAAGUCCAUUAUACGUUUGAUAUUAUGUUUUACAUAUUAAAAGUACCUACGUGUAAGUAGGAAUAGAAAUAGUACUAAGAUUUACACCCGUUUUCGCUAACCUAGAACAAGGCAAAGCUUUACUAGGAAACGCCUAAGCAGAUUAGUUUAAUUUUAAAUAAAUAUUUUUUUUCUUUUAUCCCGUGACACAUUUGACUUAACGCAUUUGUCAUAUAACGCAAAUACCAAGCGC
This is a messenger RNA of Diatraea saccharalis (sugarcane borer), 3896 nucleotides long. The record is from the annotation of a GenBank genome assembly. NCBI's taxonomy places the organism in Eukaryota, Metazoa, Arthropoda, Insecta, Lepidoptera, Crambidae.